CAGUUCUUUUUUCCCAGAGAUAGAAAGAAAAAAAAGGGAAUUACGUGUCGUCCGGUUUUAGGAGUCGGGGAAGAAAAAAAAGUGCACAAGAAAUAUCCUUUCUCGAAGUAGAGAAGUUGAGGUUAUUAUCAUAUCAGACGACUGUUUUCGAGUCGGUAGCUCGGACUGUGGACGAGGCAGGAUCGGAGUCUAUCUUACAGCCACGUCAUUUUGUGUACGAAACUCUGCCUUCUCGGUAGCUGCUUUUUCCGGUUUCGGUUGAAAAGAAACCACUAUGAACAUAUUCAGGCUUCUCGGCGAUCUCUCUCACAUCAUCGCCAUAAACAUCCUCCUCCUGAAGAUAUGGAAAACACGCUCUUGUGCAGGAAUUUCCGGCAAAUCCCAGCUUUUAUUCACCAUAGUCUUCACAGCGCGCUAUUUAGAUCUCCUCACGACGUACGUCUCGGCGUACAACUCGUUUAUGAAAGUUUUGUUCUUAGCCGCCUCGUACAACACACUUUAUCUCAUGUACGUCAAGUUUAAAGCUACGUACGACCACAAUCACGACACUUUUAGGAUCGAAUUUCUCAUUCUGCCCUGCAUCAUAUUUGCAUUGCUGAUCAACCACGAUUUUUUUCUACUUGAGAUUUUGUGGACGUUUAGUAUUUAUCUCGAGUCAGUUGCAAUUCUACCUCAGUUGUUCAUGGUGUCGAAAACAGGAGAGGCUGAAAGCAUUACGUCGCACUAUCUUUUUGCCCUUGGGUCAUACAGGGCACUUUACAUUCUGAACUGGAUAUACCGGUACUACGCUGAGGGCCAUUACGAUCUAAUCGCUAUCGUCGCUGGCAUCGUACAAACUGUGUUGUACUGCGAUUUCUUUUAUUUGUACAUAACAAAAGUAUUAAAGGGGAAGAAACUGCAGUUACCAGCCUAAAAUUUAUGAAUAUUGCCAAAUAAUGAAAUACAAAGGGAGAAAUGUUUUAUUUGAAUGGCCAUAGGUCUAAAAUCCCGUGGUUUUUGUUGAUCACUGCUUUGUUGUACAAAGGCUCUUAACCUUGUAUUUGACUGAGCAAAUUUUUAAACUUUACUGUUUUAUUAUCUUAUUAAUAAAUUAUCAUGAAAUAUUGUAGUAGUGAAAAAAAUAGUAAUAGUUCAGUAUUAAGGAAACGUUGCGAUAAAAAAUUAUUACUCAACUGUAAAUGAUUUUUGUUUCAAUUAAAAAAACAAAACAAACAUUCAUAGUAACAUAAUCAUGUUGGUCAGAUUUUAUUUCUCUCUGUUUAAGUUCUUCUUUUUGUAUGAAAACAUAUAAGCAAAGAGCUUACUGUAUAUAAUUAUGUAUAAGUAGAUCGCAGAAAAAUUGAGAUCACAGAAAAUACACACUGAACAGCACUACAAUUGUUUUCUUGUAUUAUACAUUUUCAACCAAUAUUGAAUUUUUACCAAUCACUAAUAAUGUAGUGAAAUUUAGUUUUCACAGAAUGUAAUUUAUAGCAAUGAUUUAUGAAUAAUCACACAGUUAAUAUUUUUUUUAAUGCUGUAUAAAAUCUUGAUUAAUUUUAAUAAGUAUGUAAAACGAGUAAUAUAUUUAAAAUUUUUUUCUUCAAUUUCAUAUUGUUUUUGGUUUAAUAAUUUUUUAAAAAUAUUUAUAAUUGUAAAUAAUAAGUGGUCUUCUUGAAAGCUACAUGUAUGUUUGGCUAGAAUAUAUAUUAAAAUUUAUUUUUUCUUAAAGAAUAUUGACUCUUGUUUUUUUUCUUUCCAUUUGUGCUUAAAGCAGAUUGUGUAAAGCAACCUGUAUUUUGAUAAUUAAAUAAUUGUAUUUA
Molecule: messenger RNA, 1802 nt
Organism: Cimex lectularius (bed bug)
Lineage: Eukaryota; Metazoa; Arthropoda; Insecta; Hemiptera; Cimicidae
Gene: KdelR
Product: ER lumen protein-retaining receptor
Exons: 5
Coding region: 275-913 (212 amino acids)
Biological process (GO): protein retention in ER lumen; endoplasmic reticulum to Golgi vesicle-mediated transport
Cellular component (GO): membrane; cis-Golgi network; endoplasmic reticulum
Molecular function (GO): ER lumen protein retrieval receptor activity
Source: RefSeq, a predicted model, not a curated record